CAUCAAUCUCUCCACAAUCUCACAAAACCCUCCUUUUAUGCUAACAUCUCACAACUACUCUUCCCUCCCCAUAAAUACCUUCAACACCAGUCACAAAUUCAAACAAGCAUUACCUGCAAACCAAAAAAACCCCAUAUUUUCAAAUUUUCAUAAUACCAUAAACUCAAUUUAAAAAUUUCACAGGUCUCAAACAUGUCUAUUAUUAGUACAGGGGUGCUCUCGGCAGACCCUGGAGCUGAUAAGAUACACAAGAAAUCGUUCCACCACAGGAACGACUCCGGGGAGCUCGAUGUUUUCGAAGCUGCAAGGUACUUCUCAGGAUACAUUGAAGCUCCCAGCAGCCAUAACAACAACAACAACAGCAGCAACAGCAACACUUCGGCAUUUUCGCAGAGGAUGAUGAAAGAAGACAGAUCGUCAUGGAGAGGAGGCAGAAUCAGCCUUGAUAUGCCUAUAAGACACAUGCUCCAUCAUCCUCAGCAAAACCCUAAUCACCAUAACCACGUGGUGGUGGAAAAGCAAAACAACAUCAAAGACAAGAAAUACAAGCAGCCGAGCUCUCCAGGCGGGAGACUAGCCAGCUUCUUGAAUUCUCUAUUCAACCAAUCAGCAUCCAAGAAGAAGAAGUCAAAAUCCAGCGCCACUCAGUCCAUGAAAGACGAGGAAGAGAGCCCAGGUGGAAGGCGGAGGAGGAGGAGCAGCAUUAGUCAUUUUCGAAGCUCGAGCACCACGGAUGCCAAGUCCGUGUAUUCCUCAUCGAGUUCAGGGUUUCGAACACCUCCUCCUUAUACCCAUGCACAAACGGCAGCCUCCAAGAGCUACAAAGAUUUGAGAAGCUAUUCGGAUAAUCACAAGCAGCAAUAUCAACAGCAGCAGCAGCAAGCGGUUUCUUUAUCGAAGAACAAUACGAACUUCGAUGAGAAAAGAUCAUCAAACAAAGAACUGACUUGGUUGGAUCAUGAGAAGUUCAAAUUAUCGGAGAAAUAUAAGAUUAGUUCCGAGCUAGAUCACAAGGGUUUGCUCAAAAGGCUAAGUGAGGUUGUUGACGACGAGGAGGAAGAUGAAGGUGCAGAGAGUGAUUCGAGCUCUGAUCUUUUCGAGCUGCAGAAUUAUGACCUGGGUUUUUACUCGAGCGGCUUGCCUGUGUACGAAACUACAAAUGUGGACAACAUCAAGAUCAGAUCAGGAACACCAAUUUCCAAUGCUUCGUCCUAAACCUAAAUUUGUGUUAGAUAUUAUUGGAUUAUGCAUGUGGUUGAGAAAGGAAAUUUUAAUUAAAUUUCAAUUAAAUUUCCUACAA
Pyrus x bretschneideri (Chinese white pear) is the source of this 1300-nucleotide messenger RNA. RefSeq names its product protein BIG GRAIN 1-like E. NCBI's taxonomy places the organism in Eukaryota, Viridiplantae, Streptophyta, Magnoliopsida, Rosales, Rosaceae. Bases 193 to 1215 code for a protein of 340 amino acids. Gene Ontology annotation, biological process: auxin-activated signaling pathway. The transcript has a single exon. The record is from RefSeq and is a predicted model, not a curated record.